Messenger RNA from Trichosurus vulpecula (common brushtail), 1892 nucleotides. It is a transcript of the gene MMGT1, whose product is annotated as membrane magnesium transporter 1. Lineage: Eukaryota; Metazoa; Chordata; Mammalia; Diprotodontia; Phalangeridae. The record is from RefSeq and is a predicted model, not a curated record. Gene Ontology annotation, cellular component: Golgi apparatus; early endosome; plasma membrane. The transcript is spliced from 2 exons. Bases 92 to 487 code for a protein of 131 amino acids.
GUGCCACAAGCCGCGGGCUCCGGAGGAGCUGCGUUGCCGUCGCAGUCACCGUCGUAGUUGCCGUAGCUGUUUCCUCCGUUCCUCGGGAAUCAUGGCGACUUCUCUGUGGAAAGGGCUGGUGGGGCUGGGCCUCUUCGCGCUGGCCCACGCUGCCUUCUCUGCUGCGCAACAUCGUUCCUAUAUGCGCCUAACAGAAAAGGAAGAUGAAGAUCUGCCCAUCGAUAUCGUCCUCCAAACGCUGAUGGCCUUUGCAGUUACCUGUUAUGGUAUAGUCCAUCUUGCAGGGGAGUUUAAAGACAUGGAUGCUACUUCAGAACUGAAAAAUAAGACACUUGACACAUUAAGGAACCACCCAUCUUUUUAUGUAUUUAAUCAUCGCGGUAGAGUAUUGUUCCGGUCCUCAGAUAUGGUGUAUUCUUCCAACCAAGAUGCUUUGUUGUCGAGAUCUACAGUGAAGUUACGAAAACUUGAACCUCUGCGUCGUUAAGAUUAUUCGUGUUACAAUAACCCGGAAAACGGAGAUAUAAUAUUGGAGUUUGGGGUAUAAACCAGUUUUUAAAAUAUCUACAGCAGACUUUAUACUAUAAAUAUAACCAAGGACUUUGUUUGUACACUGUUAAUGAAAUGGCUGAAUUGUGACUUGGCAAUGCAGUAUAUAAAUUAUUGCGACAAUUAUGCUGUGAAACGUGACUGACCUUUCAUACUUUAAACACUGUUUCAGUUGAUUUUUUUCCAGUUAAAAAAACUCAUUUUUAAAAGUCAGACACUUGAAAAAUUUCAUCGAAGAACAAUGGAGUGUUUUGUAGCAAUUUAUUUUCUUUGGUUUGCUUACACGACAAUUUUAAGGAUUUUUUUUGUGUGUGUGUGGAAAUACUGUGUGGACUACUGAAUUUUGCAUCAGAAGGGUGGAAAAAGCUGUUGGUCUUCAGUUUUUAGUGUUAAAUGUGCUGUAACUGCUUAAUUGCAAUGGUCCUUUGAGGCCAAAAUGGUGGCUCUUCGGAUUUUUUUUCCCUGACCCUUCAAAAGUGGUUACACUUAAAGUUCUUUUCAGUUUUAUCAGUGACUUUCUUCUCCCUACUAUCACCUCCAGCAAGCUGCACCUCCAUCAAUUGAAGAUAACUGUCAUGUUAUUCUUUAACCUCUCUGGAACUUUAUUCAAAUAUGCUAUUUUACUGGGCACUUUUGUGGCAGAGAUUAUUUGCCCUCUCAGAAAUUUAUCUAACAAGCGCAACUUGCUUAAAGAAUAAGCAACCGAAGCAGAAAAUGACAGCCCCAACAGACAACAGAUGGCAGCAGCAGCUUGGCGGAGAAGAAGGCACUGUUCCACAUGACAGCUGUGCAGAAGGAAUGGAGCAGCUGCUGACAUGGAAUGAAAUGGCAGCAGCAUGGGGGACUCUGGGAGCACAUGAAGGAGACUUUGAGAUAUGGAACUGAGAAGCAGAAGCGCAGCUAUUUGCUGGGAGACAGAACCAGGAGAUGUGUUCUAGCUAUAAUGCAACCUUCCUCAUCUUGGAGUUCCAUUUGUAUUCCCUUCCCCACCAGAGUGGAAAUCUGAGAUAGUGUACCUUUGUGUGUAUGAAGGGUGGGGCUGAGAUUGAUUCUACUACUUUAUUUUCCCUUAUUUUCUUUGCUUUUCUUUUCCAAUUAAAUGCUUUGCUAUUUAGUUUAAUGUUCUUGUCUGGUCUGUUGGUAGACAGUAUUUGUGGAAUUUUUUUCUCAAGAUCCUUAUAAGUAUGGGUUUUAUAGAUUGUAUUGGAUUGAACUGAAGAUACUGCAGGGAUCCAGUGAAGUUUUUUUUCCUUGAUAUUUUGAAGACUAGGCUAACCGAUGUGUACAUUUGUACAUUAGCAGACAUGCAACAAUAAAUUACAUUGCUUAAGUUGUUUAUGUUA